AAUCGUAUACUGAUCGUCAGUAGAAAAACGGCCAAAAUUGAACCCGGAUCGCUCGCCAGGUCUAUUCUCCCUGGGCGGGCUAUUGAUUACGUUGUCACUUUCAAGCCCGACUCGACCAUAAACCAGGCCUGGACCCGCCUUCGUCCACUCCCCGGCUUGUCCAUCAAGUCUUGGAAUCACACAACUCGAGCGCGUCGCAAUCCCAUCGCAAUCCAUGUGGACGCUAAGAGUCCCAUGAAAUCAUGGACUGACGGUAAACCACAGAUUGCAAUAUGGACGGAUGCUCUACUGAAACGUCUUUCUCUCAUUCAGGGCACUACGGUUGGACCCUGGCCUGCUCUCCCGCUUCUUGUUGCGCAGGGUCAUGAUUGGCACUUAUUAAUCGUCUCUAAGAAUAACCAGAAGAUGACCGUGUGGGAGCAGAUUACUAUCGGGAGCUCGAGGUCUUGCUUCGAUGCAAUGAAGGUAGUAGCAGUCUUGCAUUGGCUAAUGGAUUGGGCCGAACGAGUGUGGCGACCACGGUUCUUGUCGUUAGUG
Molecule: messenger RNA, 537 nt
Organism: Pseudovirgaria hyperparasitica
Lineage: Eukaryota; Fungi; Ascomycota; Dothideomycetes; Acrospermales; Acrospermaceae
Exons: 1
Source: RefSeq, a predicted model, not a curated record